AAGUUCCUUCUAUACAAAUAGAAAGCGCUCGCCGGAGAUGGAAGAAAGCGUUUCACCUGAGAAUUGAUGAGGGUAACCCUUAUACAAAUUUAACAACCGAAGAGGUUUUGUGUUCGCCCAGAAUAUUGACAUAGCAGCUGCGCGCGUUUCUGAGGGAAAACCGGUCAAAAAGACAGCGGAUGAUACACAAACAAAGGAAGCAAAGAGGUGAGAACGAAACCUGGAAUAAUAUCACAAUACACAACUGGUUGAAAUUUCAGAACUAUCACUUAGCUUGCCGAUAUCGCCAAAAGUUACUGCUAGCUGCUGACUGCCAAGCAACCGUGUUUUAGAUUUGAGAAAAAGACGGGCACUAUAACGAACGAAAUGAUGACAGAAGGACCCAGAUCAAACAAUAACACCCCCAAUGAUUCCGAAUCAGGUAGCGGUGAAAAUUAUGGAGACGAAGAAAUCGGAGCUUUCGAUGCGGAAUUCGACACGUUUCCAAUCGUUCUGGCCAUAUUUAUCAUCGCCGUCAACUUAACUGUCAUAAUUUUAUUCAUUCGCCAUCGCACACUCCGGUCUGUCACCAACUCAUUUCUUGUGAGCCUAGCUGCCAGUGACCUACUCGCAGGAUUGUGUGGAAUUCCUGCUACACUUUAUUGUUCAGCUACUCACAGCUUCACAACCUGUGCUAUCUCAAAUCUAACAUGGCGAUUCAUUUCUGUCUCUACCGUAGUACAUAUUCUACUGGUGUCUGUGGACAGCUACAUCGCCAUAACGCACGCCAUGCGCUAUCAUAACAUCGUAACACAGCGCGCGUUCUUCGCGCUCGUAAGCUUGGCGUGGUUUAUGGCUGCGUUCGUUUCUCUGAUACAACUAUCUUGGCAGGUAGGUCGGAGCGAGGAAGCAGCCGAAACCGCCGAAAAAUUUCAGAAAACUUAUGACCUCGCUACUUUUGUGCUAUUUUUUGUGAUACCACUGUUGGUGAUGGCCUAUAUAUACAUUCGCAUUUUCAGUACGGUUCGGUACCACGAGAAACGGAUAUGGCGAUUUCACAGCCCUUCUGAUCAGCAUUUUUCCACCAAAGGAAAAGAAGAAUCGCAUAACUAUGGACAGCGCAAAACUGUCACCAUUUUCCUGGCGAUGCUUGUCAUAUUUACCGUCUGUUGGCUGCCAUAUUUUAUUUUGAGUUUUCAGGAGCUGAACGCCCAGCAAACAUUUGAUCCACCAGCAUGGGUGCUGUAUGUGUUUUAUUACUACUCUCGAUUUUUUACUUCGUUUUCAAACCCCCUUAUGUACAUUUUUAGAAAAAGAGACUUCAAAGAACUAUUACCCCGUUUGAUUUGCAAGGAUGGAAAAGCAAGAUGCGAAAGCCGAGCGAAUAAAACACUCACAACUAUCUAUAGCAAUGAACAGUGUACCACUAAUUGUUGAAUAUUAUGGGAACUGAAGUCCGACAGAAGCGAUGGCGUUUGGUUUUACAUAACGGAUGACUUGUCGAUAAAACAGCGCAGCACGCCGGAUCCUUGUAACACAACAGUUCGAGAGGAAAGGGACUAGUUGUAUUUAUAAGUAAGGGUUGUAUUUGUAAUGCAGGAGAUAAGUUUAUUCAUUCAACUUUUAUGAAAGAUGGGGUUACCCAUGGAUAAUAAGACGCUUUUGCUUGACAAGCGUCCAAUUUUAUUUUUUCUGUAUGUCUGUUUCAGCAUGGAUCUGAGUAAUUUUCACGAGAAGCACCAUUUAUUAAGUUUACCGCUCGUUGAAAAUGACAUUUACCGUGAACUCACAAAAGAUUUAAUUAAGUCCCAUUAUUAAGGAAAAAAGAACUUCAGGAGGGGAUAAUCCAAUAUUUGCUGUAGAAGUCACUUAGAAUUAGCUGAGCAUGAUUUGCACUUCCGUAAAAAUGGAGCAAACUCUUUUAUCUAAAUCACACGCUCUUUCGCACUAUAAACAAAGACACCUGAGAAAUACCGCACAUCAUUGAGUCAAAUUUAAAUUGGGACUUUAGAAAAAGGUGCGCUUAAAAGAAAAUUAAAUUUGAUAGAAUACAAAGACUUUUAGCCUACUAUAAAAAAAAAUAUAAUUAAUAGUCAAUCGCCUGCAAAUGUUAGUUGGAAAGUACAGACGAGCAUUUCUUGUCCGUAAAAAGAUGAUCAAGAAUUCCAAAGAUUAAAUUUUCAUGGCGGGUCGAGUAUUAGAAGUUAACAUAACAACAUGUACAUAAUAAUUUAUUCUUUAAAUUUAUUGAACAGGAUAACGAAGAUAAGACAUAUCCUGAAUCCCGGGUUGUCUGAAAAGCAUGCUUUUUUCCCUCUUUGCCAAUAAGCAAGACAAAUUUGCAUGUAAAUUAGUUCUGAAUCAUUUUAGUAGGGAAGGAAGACAAAGGAACAAGCAGCUUUCCGUGCACCUAGGUGGGCAGCGCAAGAUAAAAACUGCUAUUUAUGCUAUUAUGAAGCUACAACAUUGAGUUGUCACCUUGAAAAACACAGUAAUAAAAAGCCUCGAGUCAUUCUUCAGAUAACACGUGUAAUUACACUUAUA
Molecule: messenger RNA, 2523 nt
Organism: Pocillopora verrucosa
Lineage: Eukaryota; Metazoa; Cnidaria; Anthozoa; Scleractinia; Pocilloporidae
Product: beta-4C adrenergic receptor-like
Biological process (GO): G protein-coupled receptor signaling pathway
Cellular component (GO): plasma membrane
Molecular function (GO): G protein-coupled receptor activity
Source: RefSeq, a predicted model, not a curated record